This is a messenger RNA of Heterocephalus glaber (naked mole-rat), 3823 nucleotides long. RefSeq names its product signal recognition particle 72 (gene Srp72). NCBI's taxonomy places the organism in Eukaryota, Metazoa, Chordata, Mammalia, Rodentia, Bathyergidae. Gene Ontology annotation, molecular function: ribosome binding; protein binding; 7S RNA binding. The record is from RefSeq and is a predicted model, not a curated record. Gene Ontology annotation, cellular component: signal recognition particle, endoplasmic reticulum targeting. Gene Ontology annotation, biological process: SRP-dependent cotranslational protein targeting to membrane.
UUGGGCAUCCUGUUCCGGGGCAGAGGUUGCCCGGCCCCGCCUCCUCCAAGAUGGCGAGCGGCAGUAGUGGGGGCGUUUCGGUGCCUGCGCUGUGGAGUGAAGUGAACCGUUACGGACAGAACGGCGACUUCACGCGCGCUCUGAAGACCGUCAAUAAGAUACUGCAGAUCAACAAGGAUGAUGUAACUGCCCUGCACUGUAAAGUGGUCUGCCUUAUUCAGAAUGGAAGUUUCAAGGAAGCCUUGAAUGUCAUCAACACGCAUACCAAAGUUUUAGCCAAUAACUCUCUCUCCUUUGAGAAGGCAUAUUGUGAGUAUAGGCUCAACAGAAUUGAAAAUGCCUUGAAAACAAUAGAAAGUGCCAACCAGCAGACAGACAAGCUAAAAGAGCUGUAUGGACAAGUGUUAUACCGUUUGGAACGCUAUGAUGAAUGCUUAGCUGUGUAUAGAGAUCUCGUGCGAAACUCCCAAGAUGAUUAUGAUGAAGAGAGGAAAACAAACCUUUCAGCAGUUGUUGCAGCUCAAAGCAAUUGGGAAAAAGUGGUUCCAGAGAACUUGGGCCUCCAAGAAGGCACCCACGAACUGUGCUACAACACCGCCUGUGCACUGAUUGGACAAGGCCAGCUGAACCAGGCAAUGAAAAUCCUACAAAAAGCUGAAGAUCUUUGCCGCCAGUCAUUUUCCGAAGACUCUGAUGGAACGGAGGAAGACCCACAGACAGAACUGGCCAUCAUUCAUGGUCAGAUGGCCUACAUUCUGCAGCUUCAGGGUCGUACAGAGGAGGCUUUGCAGCUUUACAAUCAGAUAAUAAAACUGAAGCCAACAGAUGUGGGAUUACUAGCUGUAAUUGCAAAUAACAUCAUUACUAUUAAUAAGGACCAAAACGUCUUUGACUCCAAGAAGAAGGUGAAAUUAACCAACGCAGAAGGAGUAGAGUUUAAGCUUUCCAAGAAACAACUUCAAGCUAUAGAAUUUAACAAAGCUUUACUUGCUAUGUACACAAACCAGGCAGAGCAAUGCCGCAAAAUAUCUACUGGUUUACAGUCCCAAAGUCCUGAGCACCUCCUGCCUGUGUUAAUCCAAGCUGCCCAGCUCUGCCGGGAAAAGCAGCACACAAAAGCAAUAGAGCUGCUUCAGGAAUUUUCAGAUCAGCAUCCAGAAAAUGCAGCUGACAUUAAGCUGACCAUGGCACAGUUGAAAAUUUCUCAAGGUAAUAUAUCCAAAGCAUGUCUAAUUCUGAGAAGCAUAGAAGAGUUAAAGCAUAAACCAGGCAUGGUAUCCGCAUUAGUGACCAUGUACAGCCAUGAGGAAGAUAUUGAUAGUGCCAUUGAGGUCUUCACACAGGCUAUCCAGUGGUACCAAAACCAUCAGCCCAAAUCUCCUGCUCAUUUGUCCUUGAUAAGAGAAGCAGCAAACUUCAAACUCAAAUAUGGGCGGAAAAAGGAGGCAAUUAGUGACCUAGAACAGCUAUGGAAGCAAAAUCCAAAAGAUAUUCAUACCUUGGCACAGCUUAUUUCUGCUUACUCACUUGUAGAUCCAGAGAAAGCAAAAGUUCUUAGUAAACACUUGCCUUCAUCAGAUAGUAUGUCUCUAAAAGUAGAUGUCGAGGCUCUUGAAAAUUCUCCUGGUGCUACGUAUAUUCGGAAGAAGGGUGGAAAAGUCACUGGAGAUAGUCAGCCAAAGGAGCAAGGUCAGGGAGAUUUGAAAAAGAAGAAGAAGAAAAAGAAGGGAAAACUGCCUAAGAAUUACGACCCAAAAGUUAACCCAGAUCCAGAAAGAUGGCUGCCAAUGCGAGAACGUUCUUACUACCGAGGAAGAAAGAAGGGUAAAAAGAAGGAUCAGAUUGGAAAGGGCACUCAGGGAGCAACUGCAGGAUCUUCGUCUGAACUGGAUGCCAGUAAAACUGUGAGCAGUCCUCCUACCUCCCCAAGACCCGGCAGUGCAGCAACCGUAUCUGCCUCUACAAGUAACAUUAUACCCCCAAGACACCAGAAACCUGCAGGGGCUCCAGCAACAAAGAAGAAACAGCAACAGAAAAAGAAGAAAGGAGGAAAAGGCGGCUGGUGAUUAGAAUAUUCUCAGACCAGGCUGUUUUUAAGCUAGUCUCAGUGACACUGGGAACAUAAUAAAGGUAACACAGUGAGAAGCAUAGAACUGUCCCCUCUUCCAUCCCCGUUUCCAUAAAAUAAUUUCUUGUGCAUCAAAUAGGAAAACAUCUUCCUCAAACUGUCCAGUUAGAUUUGGCCUACUUGUCCCACGUAGUUUUGCACACAUUAUGAGGACUGAAAAUGAUUGGGCAUUUACCCACCUUGGUAUCUGUUGCAUCCUUUAUCUUUGUUUGUUGAUCUUUUUUCCAUUUCACAAAUAAGGCACUUAUCCUGAGGUUUCCCAGGAUUUAACAGAAACUAUUUUUGCUGUUUCAACUAGAGUCUGAAGAUUGAAGAUGCUUGUUCCUAUCAAGUCCCACUUUAAAUUAUGUCUCAGGAGGCUCUGGGAAACUAAAAUUGGAAUCUUCUGAGCAUUCCAAAUACUUGCUUAGAAAUGUCAUGUGAUAAAAAGGGACCUUAUUAAAACACUGGUGUUCUUCACUUAGCUAAAUGAGUGGCCACAGAUCUUAAAUAAUUUUAACCACAAAUUCUCUGUCACGUGAUAGAAUAUGGGAUACUUUUCAUUUGUGUGGCAGCUUUGUCAUUUUCAUUUUUAGAUUAUGUUAACAUGCUGAUUUAGCACUACUGAAGACUUCAAGAAAAAUGCAUCAGUGUUGCAAGUAGUUCACUCUUAGACCCAGUGUCAGAGGUCAGAUGGGUUUGGACUGUCUCAAUCAAAAAGAUUAAUGUUCCUGUCAAGAAUAUGAAAGUUAAAAAAAAUAAGAAAGUUGACUUCAUUACGUAGAGGAAAUCAAUACCACACAGUAUUAAAAUCUAACAGAACUGGUUGACCCAAUUAAUACACUCAAAUGGCUCAUCUUUCUAGUUAUGGGUUAUGACUGUUCAUUACCUUUCCCAGAGUAAUGAAGUGUUUUACAGUCAGUUUGUGAUGUAAAUGUUGCUCUUCUUUGCUUACCUACAAGCCACUCUCAUUCAGCAGCUGUGAGACAUGUUAGGAUGCCUACCCUCGUUGGUAUUCAUUUUAUGCUGGCCAUUUAUUUUAGACUUUCGAGUAUUUCCUUGUGACCGUAUUACUCUGUCCAUGUUAAUAAAAUGCUGCUAUGUUUGUCUGAACAUAUCUACUAAAACAUCCUCAGGGAGUUUUUUUUAAAGGCUUCCUCUAUAAGAAAUGGUAUGCUGCCUUUCUGUUUAGCAUAGUCCAAAUCUGCAAUGGCAUCUAAACAAGUGAUUUAUUAUGAUAUAAUGCUCUUUUGAGCUCUGUAGAGAACAGUGUUUUGGUAAGAGUGACAGAUAUUCAUUCCUUCUGAGUAUAUCCUCUGUUGCAGAGAUAAUCAUUAGUAAAUCUCUUAAAAUUCCAUUAAAUAGCUGUAGUUAAGGAUAAUAAUUUUUUAGGUUAAACAACAGAGUCUUGGUGAAAAUUAUCCAUCUUUGAAAAUUCUGACCCAAGGCAAAACAGUGAAAUUUGUAGUUCUUUAAUUGUUAUUGACAGCAUUGGUCAAUUGCAAAGCAUCUGAAACCUUAGUUCAGAUAAACAAGCUAUUGUCAAAUGAAGUAUAAACAUCUACAUUAACUUCCUAGUAAUUCCUCCUCUGGACAGGCCAACAGUGACAUUACAUACUUUGUUUUUACAUGGAUGUGUGUACAUUUAUAAAAUCUAGCAUGAAUAUGUCCUUCACUGUGACACAUUUUUAAAUAAAAUAUUCCAGCAGUAAUGGA